AUCCCUGAGCACAGGGUUAACUGUCAGCUGAGGGUAUGCACAGCAAGUGUUCCCUUUCCAAGUCUCCAUACUUGGACAGUGAAUGCGACAGUUGGGCAAGAGCAUCAAGUUUGGGCAGCCACCACCCAAUGCCAUUCCCAUGAAGAAGGCAGACAGUGGCGAGGCUCGCUUGGAAGAGGAUCCGCUCCUGACCAGUCCCAUGGAAAUUGUGACUCAGCAGGACGUCAUCCUCUCAGACACCGGGAACAAAUCCAGUGAGACGCCAAGUUCUCCGGGUCCUCUGAAUCUGCCUGGAGCCGGAAGUGAGAUGGAAGAGAAGGCUGCUCCAGUUAAAACGUCUCGGCCAAAAAGGCACUUCUCCUCUGCCGGCACCAUCGAAAGUGUCAACCUAGAUGCCAUUCCCCUGGCCAUCGCCCGCCUGGACAACAGUGCCGCCAAGCACAAACUGUCCAUUAAGCCAAAAAACCAGAGGGUGUCAAGGAAGCACAGGCGACUUGUCGGGGAUCGACAGAACGAGCAAGGUGGCUUCCUGCAUCAGCUGUCCCUAGACCAGAAUGGGCACCCUGGAGAAGACAAGCCAAUCUGGCAUGAAGAGGAGCCAGAGGCGCUGGACUCGGAGGAAGAGAAACGACGCCAAGAAGAAUACUGGCAAGAACUUGAGGCCAAGUGCAAACGGCAAAAGGCCCAAGCGGCAGAGAGGCGACGCCUGGAAGAGCAGAGGCUCCAGGCCCUGGAGAGGAGGCUUUGGGAGGAGAAGAGAAGGCAGGAGGAGCUCUUGGAGGAGGAAGGGGAGGAAGAGGAGGGAGGAGUACAGCUAGAGGCAGCAAAGAGGCAGCGUGAAGAGGAGCCGCGGAGUCCGGAAGAGCCAGGCUGCCGAGGCCCAGAGCGGAGGGAGCAAGACGAAGGAGGGCGCCUGGAAGCCGAGGAGCCGAGACGCCUGCAGGCAGAGGCGCAGCGCCUGGAGAGACGCGCGCAGCAGGAGGAGCUGGAGGCUCGGAGCCGGCAGGAGGCCGAGAAGCUGCGGCGGGAAGAGGAGGAGAGGUGGCAGGAGCUGGAGGCGCAGAGGCGGCGGGAGGAGGGGGGGAGGAGGAGGAGGACAAACUAGAAGAAGGAGAAGGAGGAGGGGGAGGGGGAGGGGGAGGGGGGGGGGGAGGGGGAGGAGGAGGAGGAGGAGGAGGAGGAGGACAAACGGAUGCAGGAGCUCAGAAGGCAGGAAGAGCUGGAGGCGCAGAGACGGCGGGAGGACGCGGAGGCGAAGAGGAGGCAGGAAGCGGAAAAGAAGCUUCAGGAAGCACCGAGAGUGGAGGAGGAGAAUCAGCCGCUGCUGGACCACAAAAGGGGCUUGAGGAGCCCACUUCAGAGCGAUACUGCAGAGAAAGCAGAACAAGAACACCUGAAGCUCGAGAAGCCAAGAGAAAACCCUGAGGAACCGAGUAUUUGGGUGAAGCAGAGCCAGGAGGCCACCGAGCCAUCAGGCGAGCAGCCCGGAAAGCAGGGGGAUGUUCCCGGGGAUCAUCUUUGUGGAUGGCAGGAAAAGAGGGAAGAAACCAACACAGAGCUGCCCCAGAAACAAGAGGCCCAGGUGGAAGAGGCGUUGGCUCCAGGAGAGAAGAAAGAAGCUGCCGCUCCAGAAACAGACAGAAAGGUGGAGGAACUCAGAUGGCAGGAGGUAGAUGAGAGGCAGACCAUGCCCAGACCCUACACUUUCCAGGUGUCAUCCGGAGGGAAACAAAUUCUCUUCCCCAAAGUCAACCUGAGCCCUGUGAAACCCAUGAAAGAUGAGGGGCUCGCCUCUGGUCCCCAAGAGCCAAAGGCCCUCAGAGCCAGCCCGGCCUCCCACGCCCUGCCCUCGUCCCUGAGCAUCCCCCACACGGCCAUUCUGGUCACGGGAGCCCAGCUCUGCGGCCCGGCCGUCAACCUGAGCCAGAUCAAGGACACGGCGUGCAAGUCUCUCCUGGGCUUGUCGGAAGAAAAGAAGCACGUGGAUGUCCCCGCCCUGGAGAACCCACCCCGAGCCCCAGGUGACCCCCGGGCAGGCAGUGGGAAGACCAGGCCCUCACAGGAGUCUCCGAGCAGCGUGGCCGCGCUCGCUGAAUGGGCUUCCAUUCGGUCCAGAAUCCUGAAGAACGCAGAGAGUGACCAGCGCGGCGAGCGAGACCAGUCUCGGCCCGGUGAUGAACACACGCCCAGGGGCCGAUGUGAUUCCCGCGGGAACCUCCGGAGGACCCCGCCGGUAAAUGCAAAGUUCUCCAUUAAGCCUGCCUGGCAGAAAUUCUCUGAUGGGGGCGGGGAGACCUCCAAACAGAACACGGAAGCGGAAAGCGUUAGAAAAAGAUCCCUGCCGGGCCCCAGCGAAGAGGCCCGGCCCCAGCUCCCUGCUGCUGAUACUAAAGAGCCCGUGAAGGGUGCAGGGAAACCGGGGGCGCACCAGGAGCCAACGGACACCACGGAGGGGUGCAAAUUUGCCAAAGACCUUCCAUCUUUCCUUGUUCCAAGCCUUCCUUACCCUCCACAGAAAGCAGGGGCCCAAGCAGAACCCGUGGUCACUUCGGACAGCGAGACCACAGGUGGAGUAGGAAAGCCGGAGCCCGUGAUGCCAGGUGGGGAGGAUAAAGCUUCCCCCUUUGGAAUAAAAUUGAGAAGGACCAACUACUCCUUGCGCUUCCACUGCGACCAACAAACAGAACAAAAGAAGAAGAAAAGGCACAGCAGCACGGGGGACAGUAUCAGUGGGGCGCCGUCAGCUCCGGGGAGCACAGCUGGAGAGAGAGAGACAGAGGCUGCGGCCCUCAAGCAUGGCCCGUCCCUCCCCCCCGAGAGGAGGCAAGCCCCGGCCCCCUGGAAGGACUCUGCUGAAAGCCCUCCCAGCGACUCUCCUCUUGCAGCCCAGCCUGGGCCCCCAGCAGCCGGCAGCCAGCCCCCGGCUCCAGAGCAGGACAGGGCAGCAAACAGAACGCCCUUGGCCCAGAAGCCAGCCCUGGCUCCCAAGCCCGCGGGCCAGACUCCGCCGUCCUCCCCGAUCUCCAAGCUGAGCAGGCCCUACUUGGUGGAGCUGUUGGCUCGCCGGGCGGGGAAGCCUGACCCGGAGGCCGGCGAGUCAUGCAAGGAGGGCCGGGACAACGGGGACCCCCGGACGCUCUCACCCCCGCCGACUGAGGAGAGGAAGGACCAGAAGCGGGAUGAGGAGGAAGAGGUGGAAACAGAGAGGAAGCCUGCUUCCCCGGCGCCAUCUGCCGCCCGGCAGGAAAAGCCUUCCGCGACACCCGAGGCGGGGAGGAAAGAAAAGCCGACGCUUCAGAGCAGACACUCUUUAGACGGCUCCAAACUUGCGGAGAAAGUUGAAACCGCGCAGCCACUGUGGAUAACGUUGGCACUGCAAAAGCAGAAGGGGUUUCGGGAGCAGCAGGCGACUCGAGAGGAGAGGAAGCAAGCCAGGGAGGCCAAACAGGCAGAAAAGCUCUCCAAAGAAAACGUCAGUGUCAGCCCGCAGCCUGGAAGCAGCAGUGUCAGCAGAGCUGGUUCCCUGCACAAGUCCACCGCUCAGCCAGAAGAGAAGAAGCCAGAGACAGCAGCGUCCAGGCUCGAGCGCCGAGAACAGCUGAAAAAGGCCAACACUCUUCCUACAUCUGUGACAGUGGAGAUCUCUGAUUCGGCUCCCCCAGCACCACUGGUGAAAGAAGUCACAAAGAGAUUCUCUACCCCAGACGCUGCCCCCGUGUCAACAGAACCAGCCUGGCUGGCUUUGGCCAAAAGGAAAGCCAAGGCCUGGAGCGACUGUCCACAGAUUAUUAAGUAAAGAAAGAGUGACUCUUAUCCAUUCCUAUUGCCAGUUAUUGGCUCUUCUCUUGCCCUUUUUAUUUAUUUAUUUUUUUAUAUGAGGUAAAGAAAGAAACGAAGCUAGGGAAAAGCAGCAUGUUUUAUAGGCUCUAAAAUAAUGUUUAGAAACUGAACUGGCGGUGUUCCUUGUAAAGAGUGUAUUUGCACAGCCCUAGGUCCUGGUGCCUUGAGCUCCUCCUAGUUCUAAAGAGAAUUCCGUCCUAGGGACCACAUGAAGCAAAAUCUCCAGACUGAGAACUUCUCACGAGAGCCUGCCACACCCAUUCCAUGGCCCUUCCACACACAUGCACCCCACACACCAUUCAGAACAUGUACUUUUGCCAAUCUUUGUAAUAGUUUUCUUGAUCCUGUACUCCUGUUUCUUUUUUCCAAGCCAUUUACCACGUGCUUGGGGAUUUCUACCGUUUUCUAUAGUAAUAGUGAAAGGAUCUUAUAUAAACAAGAGUGCCCAUUUGCCUGAAUGCAGUGAGUAACUGGGAAUUGCAAGUAAAAGUCUGGCUCCCAACUCUUUGCCCAUGUCUGCUUCUCAUGAUUUUGCCCCAACAGGAAACUGUAACACAGCGAGUCCAUUGACUCUUCUACCGCACUGUUGAGCUACAGGCCUCGUUAUACCACAACUCUCCUCAAGGACACGUUAACCAUUUGGCCCAGCUGGCUCCUAGUGAACAUUUUUAUUUAAAAUGAUUGAUUAAAAAAAAAAAGGAAGCAGCUACAAAUUCUCUGUCUCUGAGAAUCCCCGUCUAGUGCAGUUGUUCUUAAGAACUUCAGGCUCCAUCCCAGACCUACUCAAUCAUCAGAGAUCCUGUGAGGAUGAGGCCAGAUGUGUAUAUUCUGGUAAAAACUCUUCAGAUGACUUCCAGUAUAUCACAGAGGUUGAGAAGUGUGGGACACACUGCUUCUAGUGUAAUCUAGUUUUUAAAACUCUGAAGGGGAGGCUCAUUUCACCCAAAGCAGCAAAGGUGAGACAGGAAAAAUAAUAAAACAAACAACCCCCCAAACCAGCCAUUUAUUACAGGGUAUAAGAGUCUAUUGACAUUACAUGUCUCUGAAAAUCUUUUAAAUCUUUAGGGAAAGUUAACAGUAAGACAAGAUUUGAAGCCUUUGUACUAAGGACUUCCCGUGGGAAGUUUCUUUCUUUACCAUAAUCAAGUAAUUCAUAUUUAGAGUCAAAUGUUCAAUAGCAUUUAUAAUGUAGAGCAUUCACCUUGCUACCUUUAAAAACAUCUCAGAGUUUUAAGUGGCCUUGUUGUUAUACACGUGAUAAAAAAAGGACUUGGCAAUUUAAAAGCCACAUAUAUUCACUUUUAUUUCCCUAAAUUUGCUUUACAUGACACACAGACAUACAGCAAACCCACACAUUGCUGGUACUAACCUACAUUUCGUGGUGUCGGCAUAUUACCUUUUUCUUCAAUCCUGACUUCAAAAUCUAAGUACAAAUCCUUUGCCUAGUGCAGCAGGGGAAGGAAUUACAUCCUUUUUUCCUCUCCUACAAAAACACAUUAGUAUUUUAUUAGUGUCAUUUUCCUCUAUGCUUACUCAAUAGACAGUGUGCUGUUACACUAUUACGUACCUUAAAGAAAGGAUGACAGCAAAGUUAUUUACCAUAUACAAGGCAUUUUCUUUCUGGAAACGACGGCUCAGCCUCAUGGUAGCAGCUGGCAUGUGUGGUGAAGUGGAUAGUUGUACUUUUGCAAGUUGGAGUUAAUAUUAUAUAUAGUGGACCUUCAGACUUAAGAAUCAAUGGAACGUUAAUUUUUUUACGGCUAUGAGAAGCAAUUAAUAUUCCACUGCAUGUUUUCCACAGUGAUGUUCAUUUCUAAAUCAAAUAUGUAGACAUUUGUUAGUUUCAGUGAUUUCCUAACUAAUAUAACACUUCUGAAUAGGAAUCUUUCCACCUAGAGCCCUGGAAUUAUACUGCUACAUUAAUUCUUCUGCAUUGUCUUUUUCUGUCAUCCUGUCAGCUUUGAAUAAUAUCACAGUAAUGGCAGAGAACAAGUGAAUAAAUCAGAUCAUUAACAAAGAAUGGUAGACAAGUCAACUCUGUACUGGCUUACCUACCACUGAUCCCAUACAAAGGAGGAGAAAUAUCUCAGUUAAACAAUUUCCAUCAAAAUCUUUUUAAGAGUAUACUGAGGAAAGUAUACUGGAAAUAAGUCAUAGCACUUACUUCCAACAACUUCUAAAGGCUACAUGUUUAAUAUUUCAUGUAAAAAUUACUCCUACUUUGCACUAAAUACCAAUGAAGUGUUAUUUUGCUUUAGUUGUGUUGCAGUCUUUUCUGACCAACAAACUACGGGGGAAAUUCUAUAAAGCGUAUAAAAAAUUCAAGACUUAAAAGAAAUGAAUGAUUGUUAAUUAAAUACACAAGCUUUUUUUUUUUUUUUUUUAAUUUAAACAAACAUACACUUCUCCUGGCAAGGUUAUAGAUGAUUAACCUCUGUUCAUAAGACAUAUUACAAAACUAGAGGUUUUUUCUUUA
Physeter macrocephalus (sperm whale) is the source of this 6316-nucleotide messenger RNA. RefSeq names its product capping protein inhibiting regulator of actin dynamics (gene CRACD). The record is from RefSeq and is a predicted model, not a curated record. Lineage: Eukaryota; Metazoa; Chordata; Mammalia; Artiodactyla; Physeteridae. Gene Ontology annotation, biological process: maintenance of gastrointestinal epithelium; negative regulation of barbed-end actin filament capping. The transcript has 9 exons.